Messenger RNA from Cuscuta campestris, 1288 nucleotides. NCBI's taxonomy places the organism in Eukaryota, Viridiplantae, Streptophyta, Magnoliopsida, Solanales, Convolvulaceae. The record is from the annotation of a GenBank genome assembly.
ACCAAAUGGAUCAGUAUUUUUAUUUAUAUUUUCGAGUUUUACGUGAACACACAUAACUAUUGAUGUUCACUAUGGGUAACCCGGAAACAACCGUUCAAUGUUUUAAACAUAGGGUGAUGCCUUCUUUUGUUUUUCCAAUAUUUUUCUCUCCUCUCCAGGAUCAAUCUGAAGGUGUUCGUUUUUACACUACUUGUUUGAUGAUAUGGAAGGUAUUUUCUAAUGUAUUCAUACAGUUCCAUAGAGAUUCAAGAGUACAGUGUUAAUGAUAAAACUUGAGAUGGAUGGAGGACUAAUGGUAUUGUGGCCAAAUGUGAUUAAUUAGUUGUGUACCUUUGAUCGUGCAAGGCGACGUGCCUUGAGACUUUAAUCGCGGUGCUGUUGUUCACCCCACACUGCCAUAGCCAUAUCACCCAUUCGGUCAAAUGCUUUCCGCGUGUUCAUGAGCCAUUCCACCCGUGCUCGUGAUGCAUGGAAAUAUCACGCAUAAGUGAAUGAAAAGAACAAGAACCCUAGUCUCAGCGGUUUCCUCCUCUUCAAGAGCCAUAAAUGGUUCCUAAUUACAUAUAGUUUUUCAUAUUUAGUCCCUAAUUUUAAGAUAUCACAUAAAUGAUCCUCAAUUUUUAUAACUAUUCCAUAUUCGGUCCUUUAGGGACUUUUGUGGAAAAAAUUGUAAUAUUUGGUCUAAAAAACUAUUUAUGGAAUAGUUUUGAAGACAAUUUAUGAAAUCAAAUUGAAAAGUGAGGAGUAUCUCAUGGCGGCGAAUGACAAUGACAACCGACCUCACGAGGGAGAUGAGAACGACGGACACCCCGCAGACGACAAGGAUGUCAACAAAUCCUCUUGUGCCGGAGAACCUCAUGAAAACAACCCCAAUGACAAUGAAAAUGAUGAGAAUGAAGAGGAAGUCGCAAGCGACGACGACCAGGAUGGAAGAGAGGAUGAUGAAAAGGAUUAUGACGAUGGCAAUAAUGAAGACGAUGGUGAAGGCAGUGACAAAUGCCAUAACAACGGCGAUGACGAUGAUAAUGAUGACGACGACGACGAUGGUGGUGAAAAUGACGAUGUGAAUCAGAUUCAAGACAAUGGCGAGAUAGAUGAAGAGAGUGAAGAGGAAGGCACUCCCCCACCACCGAAAAAGAGGAAGACGUGAAGCAAGACUUUUGCCUUUUAUUCAAGUUAUAUGUUGUAAUACUUAUUGCAUCACAGUUUAAGCUACAUGUUUACCGUUCUACGUUAACCAUUUCUUUAUCUCUUUUUGUUACUCAUUUAAUAAAGCAAUACAAUAAUG